AUUUUGAGUACCGAAGGGCGUUUGGCCGGGGAGGAGUAAGGCUGAAAAAUACAAGGUGGGCAUCGACCUGGCAAAACGUGGAAAGGCAUUGACAGCUCAGGCUUUUCUUCGUUUCAUUAAAGAUUCAAAAUUCAAAGCCUUCUCUCUCUCGCAACUCAUAAUUCGAAAACAAACAGGUCCAUCUCUCUCCCAUACGAAUCGAAUCUAACCAAACCCUAACCCUAAUCCUGGAUUAAACUAAGCUAUACCCUGUAAUUUGAAGAAAUCAGGCCGGUUCUGGUUCCAUCGUGAUCCCUACAAAUGGCUCCAGUUUCUGCUCUGGCCAAAUACAAGCUUGUCUUCUUAGGGGAUCAGUCUGUCGGGAAAACCAGCAUCAUCACUCGAUUCAUGUACGACAAAUUCGAUAAUACCUAUCAGGCUACAAUUGGUAUUGAUUUCCUAUCAAAGACCAUGUAUCUUGAAGAUCGAACCGUUCGUCUGCAGUUGUGGGAUACAGCCGGGCAGGAAAGAUUCAGGAGUCUCAUUCCGAGCUACAUUAGGGAUUCAUCUGUUGCAGUCAUUGUAUAUGAUGUUGCAAGUCGGCAAUCUUUCCUAAACACUUCAAAGUGGAUUGAAGAGGUUCGCACUGAGAGAGGUAGUGAUGUUAUUAUCGUCCUUGUUGGAAACAAGACUGACCUUGUGGAGAAAAGGCAAGUCUCAAUAGAGGAAGGAGAAGCCAAAGCUCGUGAACUUAACGUCAUGUUCAUUGAAACAAGUGCCAAAGCUGGCUUCAAUAUAAAGGCACUGUUUCGGAAAAUUGCAGCAGCUUUACCAGGAAUGGAAACACUUUCUUCAGCAAAGCAAGAAGACAUGGUUGAUGUGAAUCUGAAGUCGUCAAGUGGCAGUGCAUCACAGUCCCAAACUCAGGCACGUGGAUGCUCUUGUUGACAACGUUGCCUCAAAGCCUUGCAAUCUAUAUGCCCAAUCUCACCCCAGAUCUGUAAAGGUUUCAUUUUGUUGCCUUCUUUUGUUACCAUUUUGUAUGAGGAACUCCUUUUGAGACAGAAGUGGCAUAAGAGCUAAGUGUAGAAAAACCACUAUAUGAUUGUAUUGUGUUUGGUUAGAUGGACGUCGUUGUUUCCCCUUUUUCCCCCUUUUUUGGCUGGUUCUGUGUCUGAUCCAACAAUUACAAGUCUCAACUGCUACUGCACCAUUUUCUAUCAAAUCCCUGGGACAUACAAACUUUAUGAGAUGUAUGAUAAAAUGUAAUUUCUUUCA
This is a messenger RNA of Vitis vinifera (wine grape), 1257 nucleotides long. RefSeq names its product ras-related protein RABH1b-like. The transcript has 6 exons. Gene Ontology annotation, molecular function: GTPase activity; GTP binding. Lineage: Eukaryota; Viridiplantae; Streptophyta; Magnoliopsida; Vitales; Vitaceae. The coding region runs from base 301 to 927 and encodes 208 amino acids. The record is from RefSeq and is a predicted model, not a curated record.